UACAUUUGAGGCAUAUAAAGUAUUAAUACCUGCAUUCAAUAACAAUUAUAAUGUAUCCGUGGUGCGUGACUAUAAAUCUUUGAUGCAUAGAUAAAGGGUUUAAACGUUUGAAAGCUUAUACUUUCUCUUCAUAAUUUUACAGAGAUAACUGGAAUUUGGAAAAUUUAUUCAGAGAGAUAACUGGAAUUUGGAAAAUUCAUUCAGAGAAUGGACCAGUUUCGAGAUUCUUCAGAGGGUAUUUAUGUGAAAAGGAGGCAGUCUCGAGAUCGUCGAUGUGUUAUAAUUUGUGUGGUAUCUGUUGGAAUAGCCGCAUUUGUAAUAGGAAUUUUGAUUGGUCGGUUUGCUACAUGCCCGGAUGAAGAAACACCGGAAGAGAGAUCGGGAGUUUUCCUCGAAGGGGUUACAGAAAAACUAAUGAAAGAUGCAGAUCCAGAAGUCAGUGACAUUCUCAUUAAGGGCAUGCGUGCUGAAAAUAUACGUGAAAAUCUAAGAAUGUUAACAGAAAAACCUCACUUGGGAGGAACCGAAGAAAAUCACGAACUUGGAAGAAAAUUGAAGAAAUUUUGGGAAGAUAACGGUUUCGACCACGUGACUAUGGCACCGUAUGAAGUCCUAUUGUCGUAUCCGAACAUGUCAAACCUUAACUUUGUCGAACUAUUGGACGGAGAAAAAACAGUUUAUAAAUCAAACUUGACCGAACCAAUUCUCACACCGGAAGAAGAUAAACCGGAUGUAGUUCCGCCAUUUAAUGCGUAUUCUCCUGCAGGAGAUGUAAAAGGUGAUGUGGUGUAUGUUAACUAUGGACGGGUAGAAGACUUUCAGUUCUUGGAGAGAAACAUGUCCAUCAACGUCACUGGAAAAAUUGUGCUGGCGAGAUAUGGGAAGAUAUUCCGCGGAAACAAGGUCAGACAUGCAGAGGAGCAUGGUGCUAUUGGAAUUAUUCUGUAUUCAGACCCCGACGAUAUUACAGCAGGCGAUAUUGACAAAGUAUAUCCGGAUGACUGGUGGCUUCCGCCGUCUGGUGCCCAGCGCGGUAGUAUCUAUAUUGGUGUUGGUGACCCGCUCACACCUGGAUAUCCGGCCAUUGCUACGGCAUACAGACGAAAAGAUCCGGAGGAAUGGAUGCCAGGCAUCCCAUGUCAUCCUGUAGGAUACGGUAUAGCAGUUCAAAUUAUGAGUGAGUUAGGCGGCAAAGUGGUCAAAGAACAAUGGAAAGGAAAGAUGAAUACAACGUAUAGAUAUGGAGGAACAUUUAAAACGCCCAAUUGGAAAGCUCGAAUAUUUGUAUCCACAAAAGACAAGAUGGUCACAACUUAUAAUACAAUUGGUGUUAUACGAGGCAGUAUAGAGCCAGAUCGUUAUGUAUUGGUUGGUAACCAUAGAGAUGCAUGGGUAUUUGGUGCCCUUGACCCUUCCAGCGGUACAGCUGUAAUGAUGGAGAUGUCAAGGGUUAUGGGUCAACUCGUUAAAUCAGGAAAAUGGCGACCUCGGCGAAGUAUACUAUUUUGUAGUUGGGGAGCAGAAGAAUACGGUCUGGUCGGCUCUAUUGAAUGGGUUGAGCAUUAUACAAAAACUCUUGGUGCCAGAGCCAUUGCUUACUUAAAUGUUGAUAUAGCAGUUGAAGGUAAUUUCUCACUACGUGCACUUGGCACUCCACUUAUAUUUAAGUCCCUCUAUGAAGCAACAAAGAAAGUACCAAACCCUAACCCUACAGAGGUGAACUUAGGUCGGACAACAAUUUACGAUACAUGGAUGUCUACCUUUCCUUGGACAAAAUACAACAGACCAAUGAUAACUUUGCCGGGAUCUGGAAGUGAUUAUGCACCAUUUAGAGAUCGCAUUGGUAUACCGAAUGUUGACAUAAGAUUCACAUGGGACAAGAGAAACCUGAAGUUAUCGGCAUAUCCAAUGUACCAUUCCGUAUAUGAAACGUUUUACCUAGUGGACAAAAUUAUGGACAUAGGAUUCAAGCACCAUAAAGCACUUGGUCAGAUCUGGGUGGAGAUGGCGAGAGACCUCGCAGAUAGUCUGAUACUACCUUUUAACGUUUCUGAUUAUUCAGACGCUUUACGUGAUCUUAGUGAUAACUUACUGGAUCACUUUGGGCCAUUGAUGACGGAGAAUAAUGUGAACACAAAUGACCUCAAACAGGCUGUUUUUAACUUCACUGAAGCUGUUCAUGAAUUUGAGAAAAUUGUAAAAGAUUCUAACCUGAAUGAUCCAUUUGUGGUGCGGCGAAUCAAUGAUCAGUUAAUGGACAUAGAUAGAGCUUUUAUUGACCCGUUUGGACUUCCUGGGCGGAAGUAUAAAAGAAAUAUUAUAUUUACUGAAAGCAGUAUCGACAGUUAUGCAGGAAGUAGUUUCCCGGGACUCUCAGAUGCCUUGACGCUCAUAGAGCAGAAAAAAGAUGUAGAGAAGCAGUGGGAAAUAGCAAAGAAACAUUACUCUGUGGUUUUAUAUUCUAUACAAGGCGCUGCAACAAUUUUAAAAGAUGUUUCCAAUUUCAUGUACGAUUAUUAAACACGAAUUGUAAUGUUUUAUACUUGGAGGCAACAUUUUAACUAUAAACUGAACAAGAAGACAUAUAUUUUAUACAGAAAGGUUGCCUUCAUAGUUUAAUGAUAAGACGACAUGUUAUAAGUAUUUGACUUAACCCUUAUCCUGCUGAAACGGACAGUUAUUAGCUUUUGUCGACAGUGGAGAGCCAGGCUAGUCUGUACUUCCGGACAAUCUGACCAGGUUCUAUCCUGUUAGUAGCCUUGAUAAUGAAAUCUGUUUAACUUUGAAUGUACUGUUUCAAAAUUUAAAGCCAGGAAAAUCUGUAACACAAAUGCAGCAUGUUAAGGGUAAAGAUAUGAACAGAUUUAAGAAAUUGACGUUUAGUUAUUUUUGUAUACUACUUCUGUCUAAAUGAUAUUAAUAUCAUUAUAUUUGUAACCGAUGUAAUAAUGAUGCACAAUGCAUAUGUCAUAUGGAUGUAUUUAAUAACAAAAUGUUAAAGAAUAUUUUAUCAAAUGUAUAGAUGAGAAUAAAUUUAUAUGCAAUACAUAUAGUCUUUUUCAAUUCUAGC
Molecule: messenger RNA, 3070 nt
Organism: Ruditapes philippinarum (Manila clam)
Lineage: Eukaryota; Metazoa; Mollusca; Bivalvia; Venerida; Veneridae
Product: N-acetylated-alpha-linked acidic dipeptidase 2-like
Exons: 19
Coding region: 208-2520 (770 amino acids)
Molecular function (GO): carboxypeptidase activity
Source: RefSeq, a predicted model, not a curated record